Molecule: messenger RNA, 477 nt
Organism: Talaromyces proteolyticus
Lineage: Eukaryota; Fungi; Ascomycota; Eurotiomycetes; Eurotiales; Trichocomaceae
Product: beta-lactamase/transpeptidase-like protein
Exons: 1
Coding region: 1-477 (158 amino acids)
Source: RefSeq, a predicted model, not a curated record
AUGCUCGAUUCCGAAAGUACAUCCAUACUCGGCUCCGCUGGGAAAUUCAUCACUCAUAUUGCAGCUUUAAAACUCGUUGAGCAAGGCGCUAUUACACUCGACGAGCCCAUUUUCAGACAUCUCCUGGAGCUGGAAUCUCUUCCUUUGAUCACACUCGGCAGUGGCAAUGAGCAGUUUAGCUUUAGCCCUGUCACUAAGAAAAUUACUCUUCGCCACUUACUUUCGCAUACCAGUGGCUUAGCUAGCGACAGAAACCCUCCUAUAAGCGAAUAUCUCUCUUCUGAUGUUUCAAAAAUUCGAAUCGAGCCGGAUACUCCCCCAAUUGUAAAACGCUUCUCUAUGCCUCUCAUUUUCGAGCCUGGAGAAGGUAUUGCAUAUGACCAUAGCACCUACUGGACACAGUUACCUGUAUACCGUCUCGGGGAAAACUCUUCAACAGAUAUAUUCAGGAGCAUAUUGUUGACCGUAUCGGCAUGA